UUUGAUUUAGUUAUUUACCUUUAACAGAUAUAAGUCUACUUUCGAUUUAUUACUUUAUAACAGAGGAAAACACAUUCCUUCAAAGAUGAACGAAGUUUAAGUUUAGUUGAUACAUCAGAAGAAGUUAUUGUGCAGUAGAACAAUAUAUAACUUUAAUGGGUGACGCACUCAGUUCAGAUAAACAAGACAGAAGGCAUACAAGAAGUAAACACUCAGGUGGUGAUGGGCGUGUAAAGCAAGAUCAUAAGAAAGCAAAACCGUACAAGAAACCAAAAGUUCAAAAGCAUUCCGAAGGAUCUGGACGACGACCCCAUAGUGGAAAAAGGAAAAUGGGAAACUUUCUUAAGCCCAAAUACAGCGAUCCAGUUUUUACACAAAAAGAAAAUAAACAUUUCGUACUAUUCUGGCAGAAAGGCUCCGUAUUCAGUCAGUGGUAUCAUUCAAUGUUUACAGUGGAGGAACUGACGUUUAACUGUGCAGAGCAAUUUAUGAUGUAUCAUAAAACACGUUUGUGUGAUGACGAAAAGUUAACAGAAAGAGUUAUGACAUCAACAGACCCGGAAGAACAAAAGGAUUUGGGUCGACAGGCAGCAAAAUUACCUAGCUUUGAUAGACCGUUGUGGAAUAGUAAAUGUGAAGAAAUUGUGAAACAGGGCAAUAUUGCAAAGUUCUCACAGAAUUCUAAACUGAAAGCCUUACUACUACAAACCGGAAAUAAAACACUAGCAGAGGCUAGUCCGUUUGAUGAGAAAUGGGGAAUCGGGUUAGCAGCAGAUAAUCCAGAUGCAUUCAACAAAGACAAAUGGCGGGGAACCAAUCUUCUGGGAACAAUUCUGAUGGACGUUAGAGAGGAACUAUAUAAUGACCAAAUUAAAUGAAUAUUCUAAAGAGAACAAAACACAUGUGAUAAUUGACUUCUUAUUUUUUUUUAAUUAAAUGUAACUCCAUUUUACUAUAUUAUAAGUUUUACCAAUAUUUUUUGACAUUUACCAACACUAACGACAAUAUUCUAAGAAUACCACGCUUUGUCUUUUUUGUUUUGUUUAAAAAAAAAUAAAAAUAACAAAAUUACCGAGCUCCGAAGAAUAUCUAAAAUAGUAUGUCCUUAAUCAUAUAUAUAAUCAAAUCUUCAAACGCAUAACACAAAGGGAAAUUACUGUCAUAUUCUUAAUUUGGUACAUGCCUUUUUAAUGUACAAAAUGGUGGAUUAAGCAUGGUUUCAUUGCUAUCUGAACCUUCAAUAGUAUGACGAUUACAAAGCAGCAGGCAUAAAAGUUAUUGAAAUCUGUGUUAUUAUAAUAUUAAUCAAAUUUGAACUCAGAUUAACUUAUAAUAAAUAUUGACUUUUUCUUUGUGCCGUUAUCAUCUCUAUGAAAAACUGAAAGUUAAUGCAACUGUAAAUAUGUGAUGAUAUUCAAGUAUGUCUUUCUAAAUUAAAAGUACAUACAGUACAUUGAUUUUAUGG
Mytilus trossulus (common blue mussel) is the source of this 1465-nucleotide messenger RNA. RefSeq lists its product as uncharacterized. Lineage: Eukaryota; Metazoa; Mollusca; Bivalvia; Mytilida; Mytilidae. The transcript has 3 exons. Bases 156 to 878 code for a protein of 240 amino acids. The record is from RefSeq and is a predicted model, not a curated record.